This is a messenger RNA of Meloidogyne enterolobii, 2396 nucleotides long. NCBI's taxonomy places the organism in Eukaryota, Metazoa, Nematoda, Chromadorea, Rhabditida, Meloidogynidae. The record is from the annotation of a GenBank genome assembly.
UUUUCAGGUCAAGCAAUUUUUAUUUUUGGCUCCUACUUGCUUUUGUUUGUAUGAGUACUUUACCUGUUGGAUAUGUUAUUGCAUAUAAAAGGCCUUCCAAAAAUUGUGGCCCAUUUUCUGGCCAAGAACGGUUUUAUUCAAUUAUUGGGCAAGUAUUGAGACAACAUUUGCCUAAAAGUUUGGUUGAAGUUAUCUCUUAUUUUAUGUCACCAGGAAUUAUUUUUCCUGUUUUCCUCAUCCUGGUGCUUGUUAUAUAUUUUUUGGUUCUUCUCGUUAGCGGUUUAAGAGCAGCAAAUUCAGAUUUAAAUAAACAAUUAACCCUGGAAAGAACAGAAGAAAAACGUCGAAUUUUUGAAUUGGCGAAAGGCAAACAUUUGGCAAUUUCUCAUAAACACAGGCCUAGUGGGGAAAGCCGAAAAAGUACAAAUGGAGGGGGGACAAAUGGAGGGAAAAUAAAUGGGGGAAGAGUAGUAGAUGAUGAUGAGGAAGAAGAGGGAGGGGAGGGUAAAAAAGAAGAAUCUAAAAAUGGAGGUGGUCCUUUAUUCUUUUCCAAUGGAACAGCAAAAACAAAUGGAGUAAGAAAAAGUUGGCAUGGGGGAACGGGAGGAGGAGGAAGUGGGGGUGGUGAUCAAGUUGUUGGGACAGACAAGGAUUUUUUGUUAACACCUUUUUUGACACCAAAACGACGAUCUCCUAUUCUUCGACAAUAUUCGGACGAUUCUUCUGGAAGUUCCCCAUCAAAGUCUCCACUUCGUCAUGCCGGAUUUCUUCCUUCAUUGGCAUCGGUAGAUGAAAAUGAAGAUGAAGAAAAUGAAGAAGAUGAUGAGGAUGAAGAAGAUGACGACGAAAUCGUACAUGGCCAUGCUGAGGCAAUGAUAUUUAGAAGAAAGAGGAGUAAUGCAAGUACACAACAAGGGGCAAGUCGUCGUUCAAGUGCAGCAGCACAACAACAACGACGUCGAAAAAGUUCAUCAGCAACAAAAAGUUCAACAAAACAUUCACAAAAACAAAAUUUAAAAGAAAUAAUGAAGAGACCUUCAUUGCAAUUAACGUGGAAAGAUCGGUUUCUUUUGUGUAUUGGGUGGACAGAUCCGGCAAAAUUGGAAGCAAGAUUGCGUGAACAAAUGAAAGAAAAUGAAAUGGAAAAAGGAAGAAGAAAAAUUGAAGAGGAGGAGGAGGGAAGAGAAGAAGAAAGAGAACAACAACCACUUUUGUUAAAUGGGAGAAGAAAAACUAAAGGAAGAGAAAAAUUGGAAACUAAACAACAAUCUGUUGUGCUUGAAGAGGCGGAAUAUUCAGUUCCUUCUGGUGAAGAAGAGGAAGAACAGCCUGUGGGUGAUGUUGAAGAUGAAACAAUUUUACCACCAAAAAUAUUACAAGAAAAUACAAACAACAACAAAAUUGAUAUUCGAAAAAAAUAUUUAAAUGGAAUUUUAAUUGGUGGGGAAAAUGACAGUUUUGAAGAUACAAGUAGAUUACCUUCAGCUUUAAGUCAAGGAAGUAAUAGUAGUUGUAGUCGAAUUAGUAAUCAACAACAACAAACACCUAACAUUAUUGUUAAUAAUCAAGUUUCCAACCUCUAUAUUACCCACAAGAACGUUCAUUUCCUCCUAUUCAAUUUUAGAUUGGCUGAUUUGUAUGAAGAACACCCUCCAAAUGUUUCUUGUAGUAGUAGCAGUUCCUCAAUAGGGACGGGUUCUCAAAGAAGUUGGGUUCGUCAACAACCACAGCAACAAACAACAAAUUUAAUAAAUUUUGCUCUACCUCAAUAUAACCAAAUAGACGAAGAACAAAAAGAGGUUGAAAAAGAACGACAAGGCUCAUUAAAUGGACAAGAAAAAAGGAUUUCACUUGAAAGAGAGCAUGUUUCUGAAAGUUCCCCUCUCUCUCCAAAUGGCGGUAGACAUGUUACUCUAUUCCCUUCUGAAGAAUUGGCACGUCUUUCAAUUGACAAAAGACAUCCUUUACCUAUUACUAGAGAAUAUGAAGGACAACAGAACCCUGAAAGUCUGCCUCCAUUAAUUCCUAGACGGAAGCCAACAACUUUAACUUAUGGACACCAAGCACCUUUGUUUAUUCAACAAAGAAAUGGGGGUGAGGGAGGAAGAGGAGGUGACAUUAGAUCCCAUGAUGACAUUAGAUCCCAGGAUGACAUUAGAUCCCAGGGGGAAAAUUUAAUUUUAAAUGGUGAUUUGUCUCUGUUACUUGAACAACCAAGCACUCCAAUUGGCAAUUUUAGACCCAUACAAGCAUCUGAAAUGUUUGAAGAAGAAGGGUCAUUUGAAAAUAAUAAGACGCCAGAAACGGCUUCUUCAAUUACUACAAAUACUACUUCAAUUAGUGAACGUUCAGAUCCUAGAUUACAAUAUGCCAAUCCUUAUAGCAGGUGUUUUUAA